Molecule: messenger RNA, 1753 nt
Organism: Trematosphaeria pertusa
Lineage: Eukaryota; Fungi; Ascomycota; Dothideomycetes; Pleosporales; Trematosphaeriaceae
Exons: 2
Coding region: 408-1472 (354 amino acids)
Source: RefSeq, a predicted model, not a curated record
UACGUGCAGCCCUGUUCUGCAGGGCAGAAUCCUAGUAGGUACAGAAGCCUCUCGCUCCCGCAUCCACCUAAGGACCGCAGGUUUACCAGAUUAGUACUUCGCGAGAAGAUGCGAGAAUAGCAUCACGCAGCCUAGAAUAUCCAAGCGCACUUUCGCAACUCUGGUUCGAGAUGCAUCGUGCCGACCCGUUUCCGAAGAACCACCGUGCGUACGGCAAACCUUAAAAUUUUCUGGUGGGAAUAUUCAGUUUUUUGAGAAGUUAUAUUUCCCGCAAGGCGAUUUGCGCAAUUCGGACAAUUCAUGCACUGCAGGAGGAGCCAUCACGUGAUUGGCUAUUCAUUUGCUAUUGUGAAGCUCACACAAUAGCAUUGUCAUCGCUCGCUUGUGGUCACCCAACCUUCAGCAUAAUGGACGAUUACCUUCUCGCUCAACUGCAACGAAACUCUUCCUCCUCACAUCUCAAUAUUCGAAGCUCGUUCAACCUCAGCAACGCAGAGCAGCUCAAUAUACCACAUCUAAUACCCCUUGCAAUCCUCAUAGCCUCCUCCACAAUGGAGCCCCAUCAACUCCUUCCCGCCCUCCCACCUGAACUUCGCAACCUCGUUUUCGCUCACACGAUCUCCGAAGCCAAUCCCGCAACAAAUACCGGCCUCCCCUUCAAGCAGAAAGUCUACGACUCCAAGCAAACCAAAGUCGUCAUCGUCCCCGUCCACCACGGCAACACCGCGCUCCUCGCCCUCAAUGAAGCCAACUUCUCAGAAGCCGAAGAAUAUCUCUCUUGGCUAUUAACAAACGCCAUCGAACUGCGUAUCGCGGUGCUCUUCAAAGGCGACGCAAACGCCUUCGUUCAGGAGCACUGGGACCAGAAAAUACAGGCGCAUUUGAAGAACCUGGUCAAAAAAUGGCCAUGGUUGGGGAAGGUGGUGCGGUACGAUGUGCGGAUUGUGUGGGAGCCGACUGCGUGGAAGAGGAGCAAGAGGAAGAAGACAGUAGGGGCGAUUGCGGCGAGCAUGGUGGAGGUGCUGAUUGGCGCGAUGGAUGGAGAUUUGAAGAGAAAAAGGGGGGUUGUGAAGGCGGGAUUGCAUGUUCGGGAUUUCGUCGCACAUGACUACGUCUACCAUGCCCAAGAGUUGGGGUUGAAGGAUUUCCUUGCGCCGAAGGGCGAUGCAGUUAACACGCAAGUUCGAGAGGUUUGCAUUGCGCCGGAUGGGUUGGGUGCUCUGGGACCGAAGCUUCCUCCACAUCUAAGAUCUCUUCCGGAUUUGAACGAAGAGAAGGACUUGCUUGUUGAGGAGAAGGGAAUUGUGGAAUGGGGGCUCUGCAUGAAGGGUCGCUUGCUUCUGCGGAGGGAGGUUGAGCUAGGAAAGGCAGCCGCGAAGAGUGAGACCGGGGAAUGUUCGGGGCAAGGGGAUCCUGCGGAGAGGACGUAUCUGGUUCUGAUGAAAGAAUGUUUAGGUGCUGGGGAGGAGUAAGGACUCUAUUCGCUGAUGGAACAAGAAUGGAUAGAUAGCCAUCUUCGAGGGUGAAGGACAAAGCAGUUGCCGGUGCGAACCUCGGUACAGUCGUCAGUACGCUACAAUAUCCACUACCGUCAAAAACCCGCCCAAGAAUUUGUAGCUCCUGCCACAUUUUGCUCAAGCUCGGUAAAUGUAUUCAUAUGGUUCCAGCAUAAAAUCUAGGGACGGGCUGUUACCCUGAUAUUAGCUGAUCGCCAAGCACGGUAUUUAGAAAGACAGAGAAGAGUAUAAUCCAC